GGCGUUGGUGGAGGGAACGAACAAACAACGAACGAACCCGAUUCUCCGUCCUCCUCCAUCGCCAUCGCCAUCGCCGACGGCAUCUGGUUUUCGCUCGAUCGAUCGACCGAUUUCGGAGGAGCGGAUCUAGCCGGCGAGAUGAAGAUCACGGCCCUGCUGGUCCUCAAGUGCGACCCCGGCGGCGGCGGCGAUCCGGUGAUCCUCGCCAACGCCACCGACGUCAGCCGCUUCGGCUACUUCCAGCGCUCCAGCGUCAAGGAGUUCAUCGUCUUCGUCGGCCGCACCGUCGCCCGCCGCACGCCCCCGGGCCAGCGCCAGUCCGUGCAGCACGAAGAGUACAAGGUGCACGCUUACAAUAGAAAUGGCCUUUGUGCGUUGGGAUUCAUGGACGAUCAUUAUCCAGUUCGAAGUGCAUUUUCUCUGUUGAAUCAGGUGCUGGAUGAGUAUCAGAAGAAUUUUGGUGAUUCUUGGAGGAGUACAAACUCGGAUAGCACUGAAUCAUGGCCAUAUUUGAAUGAAGCACUGACUAAAUUUCAGGAUCCAGCCGAGGCUGAUAAAUUGUUGAAAAUUCAGAGGGAGUUGGACGAAACAAAAAUUAUUCUGCACAAAACUAUUGAUAGUGUGCUUGAACGAGGCGAGAAGUUGGACAGUUUGGUUGAGAAGAGUUCAGAUCUCAGCGCAUCAUCACAGUUGUUUUACAAACAAGCCAAGAAAACCAACCAGUGCUGCACCAUACUGUAGCGUUCUGAGGAUAAACACCUAAUUUGGUUCCAAUAGGGGUCAAUGCAUGUCCGUUUGAGGAAUGUAGAGCAAAUGGCAUAGUAUGUGCCAUCAUGGUGAUAUACCUUCUUCCUGCUGCCUUGAUAAGUGCAAACUUGCGGUUCGUGGUUUUUGGUUUGCGAAAUUUGUCUUAGAUAUGUAUAAAAGCUUUUUAGCAUCCAUAGUUGAUUGUCCACUGUGCUUUGAUUUACCUCCUUAUGUAUAAACUUUGCACCUUCGGUAUUCAUAUCUCUACCUCGUCCGAAAUCAAUCUCAGAGAGGAGCAUCAUCUUGAAGUCCUAACUUCACAAUCCACGAAAAUUAGUAGUUCAUGCUAGUGAACAGAAGAGAGAAGACUGCGAUGGCUUUGCAAGCCAAGACUUCCUGUCUGAUUCUUCACUCUCCGAAUUCCCACGUUGGAAUUGUCUUUGGACUUGUGAACUCUUCUUUUGCAUAAUAUAUGUUGGUCAUCAAAUC
Messenger RNA from Eucalyptus grandis, 1236 nucleotides. Its product is annotated as VAMP-like protein YKT61. Gene Ontology annotation, biological process: endoplasmic reticulum to Golgi vesicle-mediated transport. Gene Ontology annotation, cellular component: membrane; Golgi apparatus. NCBI's taxonomy places the organism in Eukaryota, Viridiplantae, Streptophyta, Magnoliopsida, Myrtales, Myrtaceae. The transcript has 6 exons. Bases 139 to 741 code for a protein of 200 amino acids. The record is from RefSeq and is a predicted model, not a curated record. Gene Ontology annotation, molecular function: SNAP receptor activity.